Mercenaria mercenaria is the source of this 1402-nucleotide messenger RNA. Its product is annotated as cdc42 homolog. NCBI's taxonomy places the organism in Eukaryota, Metazoa, Mollusca, Bivalvia, Venerida, Veneridae. The transcript is spliced from 2 exons. Gene Ontology annotation, molecular function: GTP binding; GTPase activity. The record is from RefSeq and is a predicted model, not a curated record. Gene Ontology annotation, biological process: small GTPase-mediated signal transduction. Bases 243 to 818 code for a protein of 191 amino acids.
ACAAUAAUUUCUCUUCGAACGCAAUUGACACCUAGUUUCUCCUGCGUUGUAUUGGUUGACCUGAACCUUAUUGAUUUAGGUAGGAAUAUAAAUACGACAGACCGCUUUUUUUCUCACAGUCUAUUUUGAGAAUUGAAACAAGCAACACACACAGGCAAGAGAGAAUUGGAAAGAGUAUAUACGAUUUUAAACAAAUCUAACGGAAAUUGUAAAAAACAGAGACUUAAAGGAAACAUAUAAAAAUGAUUGUUAAAAUAAAUAAAAGCAAGAUUGUGCAGUGUUCUGUAGUCGGAGAUGGACUAGUUGGAAAAACUUCUUUAGUAAAAAAGUUUGUGCAUAAUAAGCAUACGGAAAACUACGUGGCUACCGUGUUUGAUAAUUUUGCAGGUGAUGUUGCUGUAGCAGGGGAUAAGUACACUGUCAGUGUCUUCGAUACGGCCGGACAACAAGAGUACGAAGGGCUUCGUGUGUUCACCUACGCUCAGAGUGACGUCAUAGUCGUCUGCUACUCUGCAGUCGAUCGCGAUUCCUUCAGAAAUGUGGUAGACUUCUGGGUCCCAGAAAUAAGAAAUUACGUCAGCAACAACAAGCCAAUUAUUCUUGUAGCAACGCAAAAUGAUCUCACGCCAGGAAAAGAGACAUGUGUUACCAGAAGUGAGGGACUGAAAUUGGCAAAUAAAAUCGGUGCCAGUUUGUUCGUAGAAAGCUCAGUGCACGACCGUGAUAGUAUAAUUAACCUUUUCGAAAACGUGGUGGUUAACGCUAUUAAGAGAAGGCGAAGAAAAUCUAGCAUAUUUGAGAAAAUUCUAAGAAGGUGAUUUGGAAAUGCCUUGAAGCAAGUUUUUUGCUGAAAAAGGCAUUGUGCAGCCGUAUGUCCCCAGACGCUGAUGAUACCCUGACGAUGACGCUGCUAGUCAGAAUGAAGACAUGUCGAUUGGGAUCUAAUAAGUUUAUGGACAUUUACAUUCGAUAAUCGUUGACGUUCAUAAAUAUUUGAGAGACAUCAGUUUAAUCUGAUAAUUUCAUGAUAUUUACCAUAAUACCUAAAAGUGUGGGGUAACACUUUUUUAGUUAAGCAAAAUGUGAUAUUUUGCCAAAAUAUUGAUACUUGUUUCUCAUAAGGUCAUAACAGAUGCAGUGCAUCUGGUAGAGAUUUGUCCAGUAUCAUUGUGAACAUUUUACAUUCCUGUGUUUACUUUAAUAUAUAUGGUGAACGUUGUGCAAUAUUUUGUUAAAUAUUUUUAAUAUUGUUAAAGUUGUGGCGUUUAUUUUUAUAAUAAAAUAUGUUGUUGAAAUAUGUGCCUAGAUUUUUCGUUCAGAUUUCUGGUUUUAUACUUUUAUAAAGUCGUCACGAAUCCUGAAAAUUUAUACUGGGAUACAAUAUAUUUUGCUUGAAUUCUUA